Messenger RNA from Aspergillus affinis, 1545 nucleotides. RefSeq lists its product as uncharacterized. The transcript has a single exon. The record is from RefSeq and is a predicted model, not a curated record. Lineage: Eukaryota; Fungi; Ascomycota; Eurotiomycetes; Eurotiales; Aspergillaceae. The coding region runs from base 1 to 1545 and encodes 514 amino acids.
AUGGCUUCUUCCGAGCAUAACCUGUCCUCGCCAACCCCAGCUCGCGCCCUCCCUAAUGGAUGGCCCCGCAUAACUGAAUCCACUCCAGUCCGAGACCUUGGCCCUGGAACCAUGGAUUAUGAGCGCUGUGCGGCUCUACAUAAUGAGCUCCUAACCAGGGCUGUCAAAGGUCAUGGCGGCCAGAUGCCCUCCAAGCCCCUAUCCUGGUGGGAGGCCAGGGGGCCUUCUGAGGAAGUUGCCAACAGUCUCCACCCGUCCUUGAUAGAAUUCCUAAAGCGCGCUUGGGAUGAGGAUGUGCUGCCUCCUUACUUUAGGCUCUUUACCUUUCUUGGUGGGUUGAAGUCUCCGAAUGACUUGCGAAAUCAUCAGGUUACUUGGCAUGAGGAAGAGGAUGAAGACGGAAGGCUUGUCAAACUCUAUGAGUCUAGUCACUACCGAGUCGCAGAUGAUGAGGGUAUUUUGUAUGGCUUUAUUCCCUCAAGCUAUCCGAUGACUGACUUGGAGGCAAGGCGAGCUGACUUAUUAAUUAGUUUUGAUCAGACGACUCUAAAAGCAACCUUUAUUGAAGAUAUUAAUGAUACUAUGUUCAUCACUAGGAAAGAAUGGAGCUGGAUGCCUCUGGAGGUUAUUCUAGAUUCAUAUCUUCAGAUGGUUGACGAAAAAAAGGCGCAGGUAGUUUCCAAAGAUCAGGCAAAACUACUAAAGAUGGACUUCCUACAUGGAUUGAUGGAACCCUGGAUAAUCCAUCAGUACACAAAAGCGGACCUAGAAAGGGCUACCACUGCUUUCAAGCGCCUCGUGAGAGUAAUCGAAUCUCAAAUCCCGCACAGAGAUAAUUAUACUACUGUUAUAAACUUACCGUGGCAUAAUCCAGCAAUAUUCGAGGACCAGUGUAUUCUCCCCCCCUCAUCAUUCGCCCACGAGUUCCUGCGAUCCAUUUCUGACUGCAGCGUCCGAUUUCGCUACGUCGCGCCGGGGAUCCGAUUCCCUACUGUCGCCGAAUUCCAGGAUCAACCUAUUACGGAUUUUAUUACAUCGCCGCAUAACCACCUCGGCCAGUACCCUGGCAACUGUCCUCUCCGGAUCCUUCAGAUUGACGACGCAGACUAUCCUCAGCCAGUAGCGCAUGGUAACUAUCUCGGCCUCAACAAUAUCUCUGCCGGAUUCUAUAUCCCUCACGUUGUGGUAGAAUGCCCACUAUUCUGGAGUAACGGAUGUCGACUUCUACUACCCUUUGCGAUUGGGGCUUUAGGAUGGGCUCGACUCUCGAAUGGACAACCGUUUGGAUUAGCCGACUUUGAUUAUAUGGAGGAAUACCCAGAGCCUCGUGAUAAUCAUGGGGAUUUAUAUCAGGCUGGGACUACAAAUGGUAUUACAAACAAUCAUGCAGUGCAGAUAGACAAGGUGCUGAAUAACUGGGCUGAUCGGGUUGAGAGGGGCGAUUGGGAAGUAGAUAGGGAUGGUGUCACCGGGGGGAUUAACAAGUUUCGAGAGGCGGACACACAGGCGCAUUGGCAGAAGUAUUGGAUUUUACCGUCCUGGUAA